Molecule: messenger RNA, 3483 nt
Organism: Cavenderia fasciculata
Lineage: Eukaryota; Evosea; Eumycetozoa; Acytosteliales; Cavenderiaceae
Exons: 12
Coding region: 1-3483 (1160 amino acids)
Source: RefSeq, a predicted model, not a curated record
AUGCAAACAAACCUAGUUUUAUUAUUUUUUGUAUUGGUUCUAUCAUGUUGUGUGUCGUCGUCUGCUGCUGCUGCGACAAAUCAAUCAUUGCCUAAUGAUGAAUUAUGGUCUGCAAUAUGGUUGUUACAGUAUAGUGGUAGAAGAACUGAUGCAGGAGCAGGAGCAGGAGGAACAGGAACAAGUGUGCACAUCAAUGCAUCAACAUCUGAUGAUAUUUGUAAUGGAGCUUAUUUUAGUUGUUCAAUUGAUGGUGGACACAUUAUUAAAGUAAAUAUGUUUGAUAAUGUUACCUUUGUAUAUGAUGGUGAUUUACCUUCUAAUGUUACAUCGUUGAUAUUGCCAAUGGUACAAUCGAUUGAUAUCUAUGUGAAUAGCUCAACAAAGUAUUUUGAGUCUGUCAAUUUGUUAGACUAUCUAACCAACCUUUCAUCACUAUCGACACUUCGAUUAUACGACCCAAGGUUAAAGAUGGUAUCUACAACAACAACAACACCAUUUUCAUCACUUCAAUCAUUGACACUAGGUCUAUCAUCCAACAACAACAACAACAACAAUAAUAAUAUAACAUUGUCAUUUGAAGAAUUAGUAUUCCCUAAUCUAACAAUAUUUGGUAUUGAACUGGGAGUAAUGACAAACUUUACAUACCCAGAGACAAUCAAACGAUUAAAUAUUCAAACAAAUUCAAUCACCCCAUCAAAUAUUUCUUUAUAUUAUUCGUUACUGGAAUUAAAUAUUAAUAAUAUUAAUCAAACUUUAUUAUUACCUUCUCCAUUACCAAAAUAUUUGAAAAAUGUAACAACAACAAAUAAUUCACUUUCAGGAAAUGUACCAUUGGAUCUUCUCUUAAAUGAUCCAUUCAACCUUAAUCUUGAUCUAGAGAAUAAUAUGGGGUUGACUGGAAAGCUUUCAAAUGAUUUUUGUUAUAUUCAAUCUUUAUUUAUUCAAAACACAUCUAUUACAGCCGUACCAGAUUGUUGGGGAUGUUUGGCUUCUCCAACUACUAGAUUCUCAUCUUCAUUACCAUUACCAUUGCCAUCGGAUUGUAAAAAAUUAAUUCAAUUUGAUAGCCAUGAUUUAGUUUCUUUUCAAGGAAGAUUCACAAUCUCAGGCAAUAUGAUUGGUUGGAGUGACUUUGAUUCUAAUUUAAAGUUAAUUUAUCCAAACAAACAAUUAGAAGGAACAAUUGAUUUGGAUAAAGGUUUAAGUCAACAAAAGAAUUAUACAUUUUUGUCAACUGGACAACCCAUACCAUUUAAUAUUAAUGAGGUUGGAUUUAAAGUUCACAGUGUUAUGGUAGACCCAUACAACCCAGAGUAUCAAGCCAUUUCAAUUGCAAUAUUCUAUGAUAUUGUCAAUCCUCUUACACAAUACCAACCAUCUAUACUUUUUGGUGGUUCAAUAUGUCAUUUUAUACAAUUUGACCUUUUUUCAAAUACCACUCUAUGUACAGUCACAUCACCACCAAAUGGUUCAAAUCUAUCAAUACAAAUAUCAAAUAGUUAUCAAAAUCAAACAAUUAAUGAUCCAGAUAUUGUUACAAAACAUACUGAAAUCAAAUCAUAUAAAUUUGAUCCCCCAUAUGGACCAUUUAAUAAUCUAACAUUGUAUGGUUAUUUUGGAUUUAAUUCAAUGGAUGGAACGCUAACAUUUACGUCAUUGGAAGAUGAAAAUGUAAAUGUUGGUGGUUGUACAAUCAUACAAUCAAACCAAACAUACAUUCAAUGUGAAUUUGAAAAACAACCAAUAACAAUUGGUCCAACAAAAUUAAAUCUAAAUAUUCCCAAUGGAAACUACAACUUUGCUCCAUUUUAUAUUCCUGCUCCAAUAAAUAUUGAAUCAAUAAUCCAUUCAAUAGAAUUCCCAUUUUUAAUAUUAAAUGGGUAUUUUGGUAAAGAUACUCAAGGAGGAAAAAUAUAUAUAAAUAGUAGUAGUAGUAUUAGUAGUAGUAGUUAUAGUUGUAUUAUUACAGACUCCAAUGCAACAUACAUUAAAUGUAAUUUAAGUCAAUCUCCUCCUCAAGGAGUAUAUAUUGUUAAAGUUCAAGUUGCUGAUGGAGAUGCACAAUCAACUAUUACUAUUUCAAGUACAAAAAUAACAUCAAUUCAAUUAAUACCACCAACAUUCCCACCAACAACAAUGAUUUUAAAUGGAUAUUUUGGAGUUAAUUCAAAUCAAGGAUUAAUCUAUAUCAAUAAUAAUACGAAUAUUUGUACGAUUAUUAAACAAUCAAAUGAAACAAUGAUUCAAUGUACUUUUAAUAGUACUCUACUUGUAUCUGGACAAACAAAUGUCACUGUCAACAUGCAAAAUGGAAAUUAUUCAUCCAAUACAAUAUUAUUCAUUCCAUAUCCAUCACCAAGUAAUGAGGAAUGCAUGGUUAGAACUAAUAAUUGUAGUGGUCAUGGUAAAUGUGUUGAUGGUAUAUGUCAAUGUGUUGGUUUGGAUUGGUAUGAUGAUUGUAAAUUUAAAAUAUCAUCCGAUGAAAAUGUCAAAGUAUUAGUAAAUUCAAGUAAUCCAACUAUAUCAUUUACUCAUGUUAGUUAUAAACUUCAAUUUGAUUUAGUUGCCAUUCAAGAAUUAGAUAUUAAUAAUCAAAUAAUUAAAGAAUUACAUACAACUAAUAAUUGGAAUAAUUAUACUGAUACAUCAACAAACAAUCAAUUAAAAUCAUUAGAAUAUCAAUUAUCAUUGACAAAUAAUAAUAUAUUUAAUAAUACAAAUAUUAUAUCAACUAUUCAAGUAUCAAAUAAUAGUAGAACGAUUCAAUUUGGAGAUGAAAGUAUUUAUAUUGGUAAUAAUAGUAUUAAAUCAACAGUAUCAAUUAAAGAUUGGCCAUAUUCAACAGUAUCAGAAUCACCACAUCUCGUUGUACUAUUCUCAACCACAAUUAAUAAUAAUCAAACUAUUAUUGGAUGUGAUGGAUCAAUCAAUCAAGUGGAAACAUUCCAAUCAUUCCAAGAUAGUGAUUCAAUUGAAUUUAUUCGAAUCAUUUCCAAUGAUAUUCAAUUCUUUGGACAAUUCCUACCAUUUGUAAUAUCAGACAACAACAAAUCAACGUACUCCAAAAUAGAAUUAAUCAACACAACUAGAAUCAAUGAUCAACAAUCGAUUGCAUUGAUUGGUAUUCAUCUUCCACAAUGUCAACUAUGUUUGAUUGAUCCUCAAUUCGUGCCAUUGGAAAUUGAUCUAUCUAGUCAAUGUCCAUCAUCGAAUAGUCAAACGUCCGACAAAAAAGAAGAAGAACAUAUGUCAUGGUACUUUAUUGCAAGUAUUGUAUUAAUGACAUCUGGUGCAUUAGCAAUACUUAGUUGUUUUGUAUUCAAAAAAACUGAUCGUCAAAUUAAAUUUAUACCUCUUACAGAAUUUGAAGAUAAUAGUAGUGACAGUAAUAACAACAACAACACAAAUAACCCAACUAUAUUAAGAUUUCAUCGUGAUUAUAAUGAUGAUGAAGAUAAUAAUCAUAAAGAUAAAGAUGAUUAG